AUGCUGGAGAUAGUGAGUAUCCGAACGUUGAUGAGCCUGGGGGUGUUUGACAAAAUCCCGCUCGACGGCUCCAUCUCUCUGGCCGAGCUAUCCCAAGCCACCGGCGUGCAAGACUCGCUGCUCGAACGCCAACUUCGCCUUCUCGUCGGCACGAAAUUCAUCGACCAGACGCCGACCGACGAGUACACACACACGAAGUUCUCGAGGGCGUAUAUCCAGGUCCCCGGGCCGGGGAACUUCUUCCAGUUCAUGAACGACGAAUGCCUGAGCACCCUCGUCCACUUGCACAGCUACGUGAAGGACCGCGCGCGCGAGGACCACAAACCCGUACAGGAACCCGACGACCCUCUGCACAACCCGUACACGCGCCGCCACGGCAUGGACGGCCACGCGGUGUGGGAAGUCAUGGCGCAGUUCCCCGACCGCCUGCGCGCCUUCCAACUGGGAUUCAUGUCCCAGGAAGACUCGGUGCCCAUUGUCGGCUUCUACGACUUCUCCGCGCUCUAUGACCCGGAGACGGACGGCGAUCGGCCCACCCUCGUCGACGUAGGUGGCGGGCAGGGCCAAUCCAUCAUUCAAAUUCUGAAGUCCUUUCCUACCCUGCAGCCCGACAGGAUGGUCCUGCAGGACCUGCCGGAGCCAAUCGCGCAGGGUAACGAAUCCAAGCUCCUGCCCGAGGGCGUGAAAGCCAUGGUCCACGACUUCUGGACCCCUCAGCCCGUCAGGGGCGCCAAGGCCUAUUUCCUCCGCCGCAUCAUCCACGACUACUCGGACGAGAACUGCGUCACGAUCCUCUCGCACCUGCGCGCCGCCAUGGCGCCGGACUCGAAGGUCCUGAUCGCCGACAUGGUCAUGCCCAAGCGCGUAUACGAGGCCGAUCUCCCCGCCGCGGCGAUGGACAAUUGCGUCAUGGUCAUGGGUGGGAAGGAGCGGACCGCCGACGGGAUGAAGAAGAUCCUGGAGGACGCCGGAUUACAGAUGCUCAAGAUCUGGCAGAGUCGAGAGGGCGGUGCGACGGGGAAUAUUGUCGAAGCCGUGUUGCCUUGA
Cladophialophora yegresii CBS 114405 is the source of this 1047-nucleotide messenger RNA. RefSeq lists its product as uncharacterized. Gene Ontology annotation, molecular function: O-methyltransferase activity. Lineage: Eukaryota; Fungi; Ascomycota; Eurotiomycetes; Chaetothyriales; Herpotrichiellaceae. The transcript has a single exon. The coding region runs from base 1 to 1047 and encodes 348 amino acids. The record is from RefSeq and is a predicted model, not a curated record.